AGGUUUGUGACCUUCAAUGUUUUUGUUGAUUUGUGUUCUCCAUCUUGUAGGAUGAAUUGUUUGUUAUUGAUCAUGUUCCAAAUGAUUUUGGUGAGAUGAAGGGGGAAUUUGUAUUUGUCGAGUUUAAAGAGGAGUCCCUUGUGCCACACUGUUUCGAAGGCUUUUUCAAGAAAAAGAGAAAUGAAUGGUAAUGACAGUUAUAUAACAUGCCCAUUUAAUGAGGCACAUCAAAUAUUAAGAGCUCAGUUUCAGACCCAUUUAAUCACAUGCAUUACAAAUUAUCCAAAUCAAUUGCAACAUGUAUGCCCUUUUGAUGCAACACAUCAGUUGGUUCCAGAAGAGUUUGAGCAUCAUCUUACAGUAUGUCCAAGUAAAGGAAAUGUGCAGUAUUAUCAAAACAUAUUGGGACCAGAACAAACACAUGAUGUAUAGACUAUUAUGAAUGAUAUAGAGGAUUGGUCCUUCUGAUUAUGAGGAUGACUAAUAAGACUUCAGUAUUUCUUUUAUGACAGUAAUGAUAAGAUAUCGUUAAAAGAUCAGCUGCAAAAUCGUCAUACGAUUUUGACAAACAUUUUCUUUUAUGGUUUUGUUAUUAGAUAAAAUGAUAAGAUAUCGUUAAAAAAUCAGCUGCAAAAUCGUCAUAGGAUUUUGACAAACAUUUUCUUUUAUGGUUUUGUUAUUAGAUAAAAUGAUAAGAUAUCGUUAAAAAAUCAGCUGCAAAAUCGUCAUAGGAUUUUGACAAACGUUUUUUUUAUGGUUUUGUUAUUAGAUAAAAAUACUUAUUUUGUUUUAUGAUACUUGAUUAUUGAUAAAUUGCAGCUAAAUGAAGUAUGCAUAUAAUACAAAAAAAUAUAAUUCUUUUCCAGUAAUUAUAUAAGACACAUCUGGGUAAUUAGUAUAGUAUCUUUAAGACUAUAAGUUCAUAGAGGAUUUCAGGUCACUAUUUUAUGAUCUUAUUUUUAUAUUAACAAUUUCAUGUGAGCACAUAUGUAAAAAUUUAUAAUAAAAUUAAAUGCCACACAA
This is a messenger RNA of Osmia lignaria (orchard mason bee), 1023 nucleotides long. NCBI's taxonomy places the organism in Eukaryota, Metazoa, Arthropoda, Insecta, Hymenoptera, Megachilidae. The record is from RefSeq and is a predicted model, not a curated record.